AUGGGUCAGUAUUGUGCGGCUUGUUCAUUACGGAAGGAGACCCAUUUGCAUGGGGCCUUGUUGCGCGCUCUUUCUCAACAUCAAGCGGAGCAAUGGUCGGAGUUGGUCCGGCGCGAGCACGCGAUCACUGAGGCUCUUUUAGCCGAGCAAGCAGAGCAGAAGGCUGCACUACUAGCAGUUGAAGAAGCUGAAUUUUCUAAACUCACCCAGCGACGAGCUGAAUCGCAGGAGCGUUUGAGCAAAGAGGCGCAACUUAUGAUGGAGGUGAGUGGUCUGUGUGCCAGCAGCAACGCUACAUGGAGCAUUCUGACCAGCACAGUUUGA
Protopolystoma xenopodis is the source of this 324-nucleotide messenger RNA. The record is from the annotation of a GenBank genome assembly. NCBI's taxonomy places the organism in Eukaryota, Metazoa, Platyhelminthes, Monogenea, Polystomatidea, Polystomatidae.